Molecule: messenger RNA, 1512 nt
Organism: Westerdykella ornata
Lineage: Eukaryota; Fungi; Ascomycota; Dothideomycetes; Pleosporales; Sporormiaceae
Product: RNA-binding domain-containing protein
Exons: 2
Coding region: 1-1512 (503 amino acids)
Molecular function (GO): RNA binding
Source: RefSeq, a predicted model, not a curated record
AUGUCGAAAACGAAGUCCACUAAGACCGACGCCAAGGCGUCCAAGAAGGCCGUUACAUCCGGCGUCAAGGAAGGCCGAGUAGCGAAGCCGGCGCAGACCCCCAAGGCGAAGAGCAAAGACAUCGCCAAGUCGGCCGCUGCCACCAUCACAAAGGAGGAGAAGAAGAAGAAGUCUAAGAAGGCUCCUACUCCGGAGCCCGAGUCCGAGUCUGAGGAGUCUGAAUCUAGCAGCAGCGAGAGCGAGAGCGAGAGCGGCUCAGAGAGCGAUUCUUCCAGCGAGGAGAAGGUCGCUCCCAAGAAGGCUCCCGCUGUUAAGGCCGCUGCCAAGGCUGAGUCUGAGUCCGAGUCAGAUUCCGACUCUGACUCCAGCUCGUCCGAGAGCAGCGAGGAUGAGAGUGAAGACGAGAAAAAGGCUGCUCCCAAGGCCAACGGUGUCUCCAAGCCCGCUGCUAAGGCCGAAACUUCCUCUGAGUCUGAGUCCGAGUCCGAGUCUGGCUCUAACAGCGAGAGCGACAGCAGCGAGGAGUCUGAAGAUGAGAAGCCCGCUGCGAAGGGCAAGGAAGCUCCCGCCAAGAAGACGAAGGCCGAGACCUCGUCGGAAUCCGACUCUGACGAAUCCAGCGAGUCUGACUCUGAUGCCAGCGACUCCGAGGAGUCAUCCAGCGAGGAGGCCAGCGAGAAGGAGGAAGAAGCCCCUUCCAAGAAGCGCAAGGCGGAUUCUGUUCCUGAGGAGGCCGUCAAGAAGACUAAGACCGACGAGGCUGGGGAGGGUGUCAAGAACCUCUUCGUCGGCAACCUCAGCUGGAACGUUGACGAGGAAUGGCUCCAGCGUGAGUUUGAGCAGUUUGGUGAGAUUACUGGCUGCCGCAUCAUCACCGACCGCGAGAGUGGCCGUCCCAAGGGCUUUGGCUACGUUGAGUUCGCCAGCGCUGAGUCUGCGAAGAAGGCCCAGGCAGAGAUGCAUGAGUACGAGCUUGACGGCCGCAAGAUGAACGUCGAUUUCAGCACUCCUCGUCAGAAUAACAAGGAGGGUGCCGGUGAGCGUGCCAACCGCUAUGGCGAUAAGCGCAGCCCGCCCAGCAACACCCUUUUCAUUGGCAAUAUCUCUUUCAAUGCAACCAACGAGAUCAUCUCCGAGAAAUUCGCCGAGUACGGAACCAUCACUCGCGUCUCACUUCCCACCGAUCGUGAGACUGGUGCCCCCAAGGGCUUCGGGUAUGUCGACUUCAGCACCACCGAAGAAGCCCAGGCUGCCCUGGAGGCCUUGAAUGGCGCCGAAAUUGAGGGACGUUCCAUCCGCAUCGACUUCGCCUCUGCCCGUGACAACAAUGGUGGAGGUGGUGGCGGCUUCCGCGGUGGCCGUGGAGGUGGCCGUGGAGGAGGCCGUGGCGGCUUCGGCGACCGUGGUGGACGGGGCGGACGAGGUGGCCGUGGCGGAGGCCGUGGCGGACGUGGCGGCUCCACCAACCGUGGUGGCUUCGGUGAAUUCAAGGGCCAGAAGAUUUCCUUCUAA